AUGGCAUCGGACAGCUCAUCCCUGUUGUGCACUGUUAUGAUUGGAAGUGGAUUGAGAGUGCCUAGAAUGAGAGAUGUGUUUUGUCGCAACUUGAUAGGUGACAGAGGUGAUGGUGUAGAGAGAAUUCCACCAACAAUAUCAAACAGAAGACGCAACGAAGCAAAUCGUCCAAUUAGGCAGCAUCGUCGAAGACAAGAGGAGGUCCAGGAUGAUGAUGUUGAGUCUACUGAGCAUGCACAUAUGGAGGAGGAUGUCCCUCAGCCUCCACAGAUGGAGCAGGCAGCUGAUGAUAUUCAUGAUGCUUCUGCACAUGCUGAUGAGUUUGAUGAUCCUUGUGAUAUUGAUGAUUUGGAUCAGCAAACCGGAUUUCCCGGAGGACCGAUGGAUCGUGGAUCAUUGAAAGUUAUUACUCACGGAUUGAAAUUGAAGAAGUUUGCCGAAGUUCCUCUGCCAGAUCUUUUAGACCAUUGGAUUCAGGAAUCUGGGCUGAUGCAUCUAUCUUCAGGCUACCUCACUAUGGCUGAUGCUGGUCUGAUAUCCGUAUUUGUUGAAAUAUGGCACAAAGAGACCAACUCAUUUCAUCUGCCAUUUGGAGAGAUGACUAUCACUUUAGACGACGUCGCGACUCUUCUUCACAUCUCACCACAUGGUAAAUUUUUUGAUGCACCUGUGAAUAUGAACACUAAUAAUGCUGCAAGAGCUGCACAUGAGUACUUAAGUGCAACAUGGGAGGAAGCAUGUGCUGAGAUUAGUUAUAACAAAUUUGGCUGCACUAUUUUCGCUGAUAAAACACAUACACGUGUUGAGGUGAAAUACAUUACUCUUUUUAUUGAUUUAUAUCGUUGUCGGGACUACUCGUGGGCUUCCGCGGCAUUGGUUUUCCUUUAUGACAAUCUGAGAGAUGGAGCUGUCCACGACACUCGACAGUGUUGGAUUUAUGAACACUUCCCUAGGAUCUGUAAGCGGGGUGAUAGAGGAGCGGUUCCUACACAUCUUCCAAGAACAUGUAGGUGGACUGCAAAACAUGUUGUUGAAGGUGGAUUGUUGGCAUAUCGUCAGAGACUUGAUGCGUUGUUGCUCGAGGAUAUAGUGUUUACACCCUACUGUGAUGAAUGA
This is a messenger RNA of Cicer arietinum (chickpea), 1116 nucleotides long. NCBI's taxonomy places the organism in Eukaryota, Viridiplantae, Streptophyta, Magnoliopsida, Fabales, Fabaceae. The record is from RefSeq and is a predicted model, not a curated record.